Messenger RNA from Protopolystoma xenopodis, 351 nucleotides. Lineage: Eukaryota; Metazoa; Platyhelminthes; Monogenea; Polystomatidea; Polystomatidae. The record is from the annotation of a GenBank genome assembly.
AUGAUAAAGUGCCGCUGGAGAGGGCGGCCUGAUUACCUCCGGACCGGGGACGAGGUGAGAAAUUGGCCGAAAAGUGUGGGCAAACUCCUUUUCGGCCAACCGACACGACAUGAACCCGUCGAGUGGCCUCUUAAUUACGCCUCCGACCUGCACGACCCUCUUCGGACGAGUUGGUUUGGCUCAUUUGUUGGCGCGAGCGUCUGCGACAGGCAGAAACUCCGCGGUUCGGUUGGCCGCAAACGAAAACAAAGUCCGGCCCGUUGGUCUACGACCGGCCUCGGCCUCGGCCUCGGUCUCAGAAUCCGACAGUCCGUUAGACACUUUCAUUUCGUCGAAAUGGACACUUCUUGA